This is a messenger RNA of Malus domestica (apple), 1075 nucleotides long. RefSeq names its product transcription initiation factor TFIID subunit 8. The record is from RefSeq and is a predicted model, not a curated record. NCBI's taxonomy places the organism in Eukaryota, Viridiplantae, Streptophyta, Magnoliopsida, Rosales, Rosaceae. Gene Ontology annotation, cellular component: transcription factor TFIID complex. Gene Ontology annotation, molecular function: protein heterodimerization activity.
AAGAAAAACAAAUUAUUUCCCACUCAAAAAAACAAAAAUAAAAACCCACUAAUAAAAAGCCAAACUUUCUUCCAAUAGUUUAGGGUUCAGAAGAAAACCAACACCAAGAUUCGACCUGUAAACCGCCAGCAAGCACGAAUCCACCUCCCCAAUCAACCACCGCCACCAUGUCCCCAAAAUCAAAAUCCAAAUCACGACGCAAAACCCCAAAACAAGAUCAAACCCCAACACCCCCAUUCCAAAACCCGACACCACCAGAGUUCCAAUUCGCCAUCGCCAGGAUCGCGGUUUCUCAGAUCACCCAAUCGGUCGGAUUCAAAUCCACGAAGCCCUCCGCCCUCGAUACCCUAACCCACAUCGCCGUCAAGUACAUCGGCGCCGUAGCCUCCGCCUCGGCCUCCUACGCAGCCAUGACCAACCGCACCAAAACGAACGUCUUCGACCUCGCCAAUGCCCUCCACGACUUGCAGUCGGUGCAGGGAUUCCAGGGCGCCUCCGCCCUCCACGAAAGUGGAUACUGCGUACUGGGUUCGAGUGUUUUGAGCGAUCUCGCCGGCUUCGUGAGGCGGAAUCAGGAAACCCCGUUCGCCAGACCGAUUCCCCGGGGAGAGAAAUUGGGUGCGGAGGAAGGUGGGACUGUGAUUCCCAUUCCGCGGGAAUUGGAUUCCCGGAGGGGUUUGCACGUGCCGAGAUGGCUGCCGGCGUUGCCGGAGGUGAAGAAGGCGGUUGGGAAGAGAAGGAAUGGGGAGGAGCUGUGGGAGAAUGUGGCGGCCGGAAAUGGUGGCGAUGGCGGUGAAAGUGGGAGCGGGAAUGGUAAGGGGAUAUGCUGGGAAUCGGGGGUAAAAAGUAAGAGGGGGAGAGUGAGGUUUAGGAUAGGAGGAGGGAAGGAGGAGGGAAUGGGUGUGGAUUUGAGGAGUGUGGUGCGUAGACGAAGGAAGAGGGUGUGAUGGCUUCUCGACUCAAAUAAUCUUGUCUUCGUAGAAUCAUUUAGCCUAGGAUGUAUUUGACUUAGUAACUAGCUAUUGGUCUUGGUGGGACUCUCUUCCAGAUUUAUAAAACAAAUUUUAAGUUCGAA